GGGAGCACCAGUGCACUUCCCAGUCAGAUGUACAGAUGCUUUAACAUUCAUAGGAAUAACAACAUCUUAAGUUGCAGAACACUUGGAACUCAGGCCUGGUUCAGAUUCUGUCUCCUCCCUUCAAUCUCUUCCACCUCCCAUUAUUCCACAAUUUCCUUUCCAGGAAGAGUUUUUUUGGAUUAAGAACUGAACCGUUACAGUGUGACAACACUGGUACAAUGCUCUAGCAAGAUCAUGCGCUGUGUUUGACACCAGACCAGGAUCAAGGCACCUUGUGGAAUGGAAAAUAAAAUUGUUGCACUAUAAAAUUAUGUGAAUCAGCCUGAUGAUUUUAGCACUAACUUCUGUUUAAAUGACGCAACUCUGGUUUAACAAGGAGAAAACAAGGAUUUUUUAACAGAAAGGUAAAGUCCACUGUCCAGGAUAAAUGGAGAACAAAGAUCUCCCUCUCAUUGCAAAUGAGUACCAGGAGAAUGGGUCAACGUUCGAAGAGUCAAUUGAUGAGUUUGUUGGAAGGAACCUCUCAAAGCUGAACCUCUGCGAAGAAAGGCCAACUGGGAGAAGAAGGGUUCCCAGCAACCUCUGCAACCAUUGGAGCUCAAUGGGAGGCAUCAGAUGUGCGAUAGCUGUCCUAUAUCUUCUUGUUUUCCUCAUUUGCAUUGGAAUUAUCAUUGUUGCAGUUCCCAGACAUCAACGCUCACCCGUUGACUGGAAAGUAUUGACAGACAACAUUACAACCUUAGGUGAAGACUUCAAAGACAUGCAACAAGCAAUGGAGGAAAAGGCAUCUCAGGCAGAUGUCAUGGAUAAUAUUUUGAAACUGAAUGACCUUUUCCGGAAUCGCUCAGCACUCUGGCUUCAACUGAGAGAAUCUGUUCAGAGACUGGAAAACAAGCUGCAGAGCUUUGAAUCACGCAUGGAUGACAUUAAUGCAUCUGUGAUUGAUUUAGAAGAUGAUUUACAACAGUUUAGUUUAACAAACAGACAAGUCAUAUACAAUUUGUCUCUCAAUUUAGGUAUUGCACAGGAUGCAUUCCAAAAGCAACAAGCAAACUUGAAACAGAUAACAUCCAACGUAGGAAAUCUGAGUCGGCAGGUGAAGGAGGUACGUUGGACACUAACUAUAGUCAACAGCACCUUCAAAGAGGACAUUAGCUACUAUCACACAAGACUUCAGCAGUUUCAAAUACGCUUAGCAAAUGUAUCAGAAGAUGCAAAGAUCCUUAAAGUCGUUCAGCAGAACACCGAGAAACGACUGAAGGAAGAGGUGGCUGUACUCAACAAUGUCACAGAGGAUCUGAGACUGAAGGACUGGGAACAUUCACUUACUCUGAGAAACCUCACCUUGGUGCAAGGACCUCCUGGGCCAAAAGGUGAUAAAGGCGAUCAAGGAUUACAGGGGGCAGUUGGACUAACUGGAUUUCCCGGGGCUGAUGGGAUACCUGGUAGUCCAGGAAUGCCUGGAUUACCCGGCCUCAAAGGAGAUCCUGGAGAACGUGGCCCACCCGGGUUUUCUGUCAAGGGACAAAAAGGAUCAUGGGGUCGCAGAGGUGAAAGGGGAAGAAAAGGAGAAAAAGGGGAGAAGGGUAAUAUUGGAGAAAUCGGACCCGUGGUAAGACUGGUGAAUGGCUCUGGACCUCAUGAAGGCAGAGUUGAGGUUUUCUACGACUCGCUGUGGGGAACGGUGUGUGAUGACAAAUGGGACAAGUUGGAUGGAGAGGUGGUCUGUAGGAUGCUUGGCUAUAAAGAAGUUUCUGAAACCCCUACAUCAAAGAAGUUUGGACAAGGUACGGGGCAAAUCUGGAUGGAUGAUGUGGCCUGUACAGGGACCGAGGACACAAUUCUCCAAUGCAAAUUCGCAGGCUGGGGCAAGACUAACUGCGGACAUGCAGAAGAUGCGGGUCUUAUUUGCAAGGUCGACUGAUGUGAGAAGGAAGACCCUUAAACAUCCAAAGGGCGUCACACAUUUAAAAUCAGUUUUGUUUCUAUUUCGAUUUAUUUUCACCUAUUAAAAAAUUAUGACAAGCGAACCCAUUCCCUACUCUCCAUGAUUUUAUCAUUUUAUGCCACAACAUCUGUAGAAGACAACUAUAUUCAGAAGUAUUAUCUGUGGAAAAAGAUAAAAUAUUAUAAUAAAUAUUGUUAUGUUGUUUGAUAAUCAUUUAAUGCACUGAGGAAUACAGACACCGUUUUUAUUGUGCAUGUUGAAGACAGAAUAUUGAAGAUCAUCGACUCAAUAAAUAUUACCA
This is a messenger RNA of Mobula hypostoma (lesser devil ray), 2249 nucleotides long. It is a transcript of the gene scara5, whose product is annotated as scavenger receptor class A, member 5 (putative). NCBI's taxonomy places the organism in Eukaryota, Metazoa, Chordata, Chondrichthyes, Myliobatiformes, Myliobatidae. Gene Ontology annotation, cellular component: membrane; synaptic cleft; dendrite. The record is from RefSeq and is a predicted model, not a curated record. The transcript has 9 exons. Bases 428 to 1924 code for a protein of 498 amino acids.